Messenger RNA from Cyprinodon variegatus (sheepshead minnow), 5434 nucleotides. RefSeq names its product putative fidgetin-like protein 2. The coding region runs from base 396 to 1586 and encodes 396 amino acids. NCBI's taxonomy places the organism in Eukaryota, Metazoa, Chordata, Actinopteri, Cyprinodontiformes, Cyprinodontidae. The transcript has 3 exons. The record is from RefSeq and is a predicted model, not a curated record.
CGAAGGUGGGAGUCAGAUGGGGGAGGGAGAGUGGGAGAGAAGAGGAUAGGGUCCCACAAGUGAGAGAACGAGAAAGAGCAGCCCCCCUCCUGCACACUCAUCCAUAAUCCGUUCCCCCUGCUGUAUUUGGAGGAAUAUUGGAUUACUUUCUGCACAGGAGUACCAACAGAGCGCAUCCAGGGAUGGUCAGGUGGCAGAGUAUCACAGCAGUGUUGAGCUGUGAACUGAACCAUGGAGCUGUACAUUAGGCUGGUCACAAGUAGAGACAGCACUCGCACAGUCUACAGCAGGACAAGCAGAACUGACUUUGGGAAGCCCCACAGCAUGCAGCCGGGUCUUGAGUAAGGAAAAGUGGACCCGGUCCUCUCCUCUUCACCCAGGGCCAGAGCUGCAGAAUGCUCAGUCCUGCCACCCCAUACAGUCUGUUGAAGAUGCACUGGUCUCCGGAGCACGUCGCCCCUUUAUCUCAGUGGCCUGAACAGCACCUAGAUGUGACAUCCACCACCUCCCCCCAGUCUGCCCACAAACAAGACCCCUACAGUUCUGCUGCCCGACGCACCUAUGCUCCUGCUGGGUAUCCUUGGGCCAGCGAUGACAUAUCUGCUCUUACGGCUUCUUCGCUCCUGAAACGUUACGCUGAGAAGUACUCAGGCCUGGAAUUGUCUUAUGAACGCCCUGCUACAGGUGUCUACUCUGAGUCUGGAAGUUUCCUUAAAACUGAAUCCGAAUCUUGGGCUUUGAGUCAAGGUGUUGAUUGCUACCCCGGACUUGAGGCACUAACUGGUACCAAAGUGGGGCCUGGCUCAGUAGGAAUCCCAGCUACAGGAAGUGUAACAUUAGUGAGUAGUAACUUGGUCUCAGAACCAGGCUAUAGCGGCGCUCCAUCCUGCAAUACCCCAUCGUCUCAGGAAUACCCUCCUGCCUACAACAGUACCUAUCUGUCCCCAGGAUACUGUCCUCAACCAAGUGCAGCACUUCCACCUGCCCCUCUGCACACCUUGCAGCCAACCCCUUCUCUAGUGCCCAGCUACAGCACCAGCACCCCUGUCUACAACUACACACCAGGUUGCUACCCCCAAGCCAGCCUUUCCUCUGGAUACAACCACCCUAGUGCCUCUUACCUGCCUUCAGGUAUUAGUGCUCCUACACCUUUGGCCCCUAGACCUACUGUAGUUGGGGGUAGUUAUAGUUAUUCUUGUCACAGCAUUGGUGGGAGCUCUGAUGCAGGUGUGCCACUUAAACGCAAGGCCUUCGAGAUGACAGAGGAAGGACAGGAGGAUGUAGAAGUGGAUGGAUCGCGUUACAAAAAGUAUGGCAACAGUUCAGGAAGCAGUCAUAGCAAAGGUAAUGGUAAUGGGCAAGCUAACGGCUACGAUGUUAGUGGCCCUUCCUCAGAUCAGCAGGGCUACAAGGCUGGAAAGCCCCUCAUAUCACCUCCUUACAAUGGAGCAGCAGACUAUAGCCCACCACCAGGCCUCGCAGGGGAGAGCGUGGCAGGAGAGCACAGCUUUACUCAGCAGCAAAGAAUGUCUGUCAAGAUACCAGCAUCUCACACACGAGCAGAGGACCCUACUUGUGGCCGCUGAUUAUCGCAGUCAAAACAAAAGAGAUGUAUCCAAAGACUGAAGGGUUCUGGCGCAACACUGAAUUGUUCUUCAAAAAGUGUAAUCGCUCUGGCAAACACAAGAGGGCACAAGACUUCUAUUUCUUGUGGAUGUUUAUCAUUACUCAUAUAUUUCCAAAGAUUCACAGAGGUAUUUUGGCCCCCUAGGUUAAGCUACUCUCUGCAUAGACAGUCUAAAUAUACGAGUGUCUGUUUCUCUCAGGAUCUUAUGUACUACUUGCUGGCUACUUUUUUUUUUUUUUUUAAGGAAGAUGAUAUACUCCAUCUUAUUUGCGUAAACAAAAAUGCCUUUGACUGCAAAAAUACCCAACAAAAAUGACCAAAAAAAAGCAAGCAAUAACUAAAAUGUUGAGAUUGCCAUGCUACUUUAGCAUAAUCACUGCUACACCACUAACUGCAAGGCUUGAUGUGUCAUUGGGCCUUAUUUUCUAUCUUACCUUCCAUCUUUUGCAUUUAUUCUCUGCCAUGGAUUCCAUCCUUUUCUGCUCAACAAUGUCUGUGCAGAACUGCUUAAAUCAUACCGUAAAUCCUCUAAUAUAGGCCCGGGCCUUUAUUUCACUCAAGUGCAUCGCGGUCCAGGCCUUUAUUGGAAAGAGGCCAGAAUUAGAGACAGGCCUCUAUUGCUAUUUGAACAAAACAGACUACCAGUGGAAUGAAUAAAAAUGAGAUUUUGUGUCUAUUUGAACCUAUAAAACACUAGGUUCAUUUAUUGAAAAAGUACAGUUACCAUGUCUCGCUUGGUUUGAAGUAAAAAAGAAAAAAAAAAUCCCCCAAUUCUGUUUAAUCCUCCUCCUCAGUUUCCUCCUCCUCUUCAUCUCUCCCUUUAAUCUCCUCAUCACUCGCGCUCCUCCUCAUGUUCUGCUGCAUGUCUGUUCUCUUCCUCGCGCAGACGGGCAGCAGUCAGGGCCUGUCGUCCAGCUGCGCAGGGCUGUGGUACUUGUAUGUUACUACCACAAGUAUAAUGUUGAGGUAUGCCCAGAAAAAACGUUUAUAGCCCCGGCCUGUAUUAGAGACCGGCCAUUAUUUACCUCCUCUGACAGCGAGACCGGCCAAUGUUAGAGUCCCGGCCGCUAAUGGAAUACAGGCCAAUAUUAGAGAAUUUACGGUAUAUAUAUAUAUAUACAUAUAUACACAGUGCUCUGAGAAAAUAUAUUUCUUUUGAUUUUACCUUUUUUCCCACUUCAGUGUUUUACAAACCAAAGAAAUUCAAAGUUAGCGCUUUUUUCUUUCAACCCGUUUUGAAAUGUAAUUCUUUGUGGGCUGUUUAUCUGUGUCCAGCUGCAGAGCCUUACCAAGUUUAAUAUUUUUAACCUGAUAGCUGGACAUUGUCUUUAAGGAUUAACCGCUAUUGAGCAGAAUUCAAAGUCACAUCAAUAACAACAUUUACUUAAGUCCUAAAGAAGAAAAGCAACUCAGACCAUCACAUUACCAUCACCAUGCUUUACUGCUAGUACAAUGUUCUAUUGUUUGGUCAGAUGUAACAGGAAAAUAUCCCAUAUAAAGUUCCACUUCUGUCUCCUCAAUGAACAGAAAAUGCAUUGCAAAUUCUUGGAGAUCAUCAGUAUGUUGUCUUGGGUCAGUUAUGGUUUGGGCUUUUGAACUCAAUCUCUAAGUCUAGAGGGGCUGUUUUUUCCAGUAUUUUUCUUAUAUCUCUUAAAUCUUUGCUUAACUUCCCCAAGUGAGCCCUGCAGUCCUCUAGAUAUUGUUUUGGGUUCGUUCCUACCUCCAUCUAAGUGCUUAAGUUAGGUCAGCUACUUAUUGGAGGGCGUCUAACUUUUCAAUGUUUUCUAUAUUUUGCUGAUUAUGGCUACUUCUAUAUUCCCAAGACAAUGAAAUGUUUUCAUACUGAUAGAUAUCCAUGUGUUUGUCAUCCAUCUGUUCCUAAAUUCAUACAGAUCUAGUCAUAAUGUGUGUUUUUUGAGGUCCUCAAGCCUAUUCAUGAUCUCAGCAACGUUUUUUUUUCAUCGAUUUUCUGAUCUUGCUGGUCUGGUAGUAAUCUGACUUAGUGUAGCUUGUGACAUUAAACCAAAAAAAGAGGAGAAUUAGUUCAUCAGACUUCACCAAUGUGGAAAAAGUAAGUUUUAUAUUGGGCCAGUUUGAUUUAGAUAGCUUUUUCCCCUUAAUAAUGAUAUCAUCAUUUGGAAAAUGCAUGUAGUAUAAAUUCCGGCUAUAUUUUUUCUAAUUGAAAAAUGUUUGUAAGAACAAAAAGAAAACAUGUAUGUUAGGGGGAAUUUACUUUUUCACAGCACUGUAUGAAAUCCUUCAUCAACUAAGUCACUCUUUAAAAUUAUAAUCCAUAAUGUUGGAUCUAAGAUUUCAUUUUUAUUUGACUGUAUCUGGCAUUCAAUAAAUCGUAAGAUUAAAAAAUCUACAGGUUAGCUUCUAUGAGUGUAGUUACCACAGCACAUUUGUGCCCAAACCAAUAAUCAAAAAAUAACAUCCAGUUAAAAUGCAAAAAGGCUGUUUAUUGUUUGGAUGAACAGCAUGCAGGUCCCAGUGCCUCAUACACAUUUUGCUCAACAUUAUAGUCUUUAUGAAGAGUUACCUCCUUAUUUGCUUUUAUUUACUUUUUUUUUAUAUGCAAUCUCUUUACUUAACCCUCUUAGAAGGAUGAUUUAUAUUCAUGUUAUUGAAACUCAGGAAGAAUAUUGUUACCUCAGAAUGAUAAAAGUAAGAAUGUAUGUUAUGACCUAAGGGUGUUGGUAGCGAGCUUUACGGAGCAAGACGGAGAAAGAAUACAGAGCCAUGGUUAAAGACUUCAGGGAAACCACAAACAUACAAUGCCCUCAGUAAUAUGAAACUUUAUCGUCCUCGCACAAUUGCACUAACGCAAUCCCCCCUCAGUUUUAUUGCUCUGGCAAACUUGAAGUUGUCAUACCGAGGCCUGAAAUGUUGAAUGUAAUUCAGAUAAUUUUUUUUUUUUAAGGACAAUACAUGCCAUAAUGUACAUCGGUGAUGUUUUUAGAUAUAUAAAACAUAUUUUCUUUUGUGUAUAGAUGUAAUUCUCUUUUAGGAUUUAUUGGAAAUUUGAAUGCCAUGUUAAGUGUUACGUAGUUUAGUUAGUGUUAGGGAGAUGAUUGUGCAGACAAACUGUCAUAACAAAGCACUCCUGGAUUAAAAAAAAAAAUAUUUUCCUAUAUCAUCUACGCCAUCUGCUAUAUUUCAAUGCUUGCUAGAUGUCUUAGUUAAAUAUUAGCAGUUGACUUUCUUAUUACUUAAAUCUGUCAAAAAGAUAAAAGGUAUGAAUACAUGCACCGUAUUUGCAACUUUUAAUGAAUCUUUUUUCCUCAAGAUGUUGCUUUAAUUGAAAGAGUUUAAUUGAAAUUAAAUAAUACAAGUGAGUGCAGAUUUUACCCAUCUAAAAAAACUAAAUUUCUCAUAAUGUAAUAAAAUAUAGCAAAGAUAUUAAUGUCAAAAAAAGCUUUAACAUCUUUAGGGAGGAAAAAAAGAGCUCAAUUUUAAGCGCUUAGCUAAAACAAAUGUGCGCUCUAAUGCCACAAAAAGAACAUGUUCCAUUUUAAGAUAUGCACAACAGCAACUAUUUUAUUUUUUAUGUGUUUCUCUUAUGCAGUAAAGAAUGUGGAACAAAUCUGAACAUUUGUGACAUCAGUGUAAUUAUCAUUAUUGUGCAUUCUCCUUUACCGUUUCUACCUCAUUCUGAAGACAUUGUACACGGAGGUAUUUAUUUCAUGUCUUUUUCAGAUGCCGGCGUAAAAAGCAAUGUUUUAAACUGAUGACCUGUUUAAGUCUACCUCACUAAAGACUGCUCUGUCAUGUUUUGUCAAAUGAAAAUAUACGCAAAAAAAAACA